Diabrotica balteata is the source of this 3693-nucleotide messenger RNA. Lineage: Eukaryota; Metazoa; Arthropoda; Insecta; Coleoptera; Chrysomelidae. The record is from the annotation of a GenBank genome assembly.
AUGGAUGUUAGUAUAACCAAGUCAGUGGUUACUCAAAUUAACAGAGGGAAAACACGAAAGCUUAACAUUGAUAAGUGGAAGCAGAAUAUUAGAAAAGUCGCGGUGCGUGUUUGUAAAUGUAAACAGUCUGCUAAGAAUUGUUCUGCUGAGUUAUUAGUGGGCAAUCACGCAAAACUAUUCAAAACGUUUAGAGAACUGAGUUACAAUGGCCAAUCAAAAUUUUUAUCUCAGUCUGUUUCGCUGCAAGAGCCAAAAAGAAGAAAGUUUGGGGAAGCAACAUCUCGUCGUCGGUGUACAGUGAAAUAUACAGUAGAAAACAUAAGGAUGAGUAGAAAGAUAUUGACGCAGAAAGAUCUAGAGGAGGAGGCGGCAGCCAUUUUUGCCAGAGAUACUGAAUCAGAAGUCGAUCCUUUUGAGACUAGUGGUUCCGAUAAUGAAGACUACAAACCAUCAGGAUGUGAAGAAGACGUAGAACGCGAGCAUCACCAAAUAGAUUCAGGUUCCGAGGGCAAUAAGAUGGAUGAAAAGAAUCAGAUGAUAAGUGACGAAGGCGAAAAAGAAAGCAGUAGUAACGAAAAUGCCGAAGAAGGCGAAACUACAAUCAUCUGCUGUCAGUUUUUGGCACUAGUAUCUUCAAAUAGUAUGCAGGAUCCAAUUACGAUGACAUCUGAUGGAUGGAGGCCGAUUGUGGGUAGCAGAAGACAACCACCUGGCUUCGAGACGGAUAUGCGGCUGUCUCAAUAUAAAAGUCCCAGGCAAAAUACAGAAACCGAAAUUAUUAAAUCUGAAAGUCCGAUUACGAUUACAACGCCAGAAUCUGAACAACACGAAGAAAUUGAAAGUUCAACAAAAGCUUUAAGCAACUUGAAUGCAGGACCGGCGCAGGCACAGACUACUGGUAGUAAUAAGAUUGCACCACACAGCAAAUUCAACUCACCAAAAUAUCAAACCAUUCCUCCUAACGCAGUGUCUUUAGGACGACCUUCACAAUAUGGUUUUAGGAAACAUCCAAUGCCUGCAAAACCAAUAAAGACGGUAACACACAUUGUACCCGCUCCAAAAAGAAAAACUCCUCCUAGAGGGCCGAUGGGGUCUCAUAGUACAAGAAACGAAGUUUACAUACAUCCUACAGGUUCAUUAAAUUAUCCCUAUAUUAAACAAGGACCCAGCAACGUAAGAACACGAGAAACACAAGGUCUUGGUGUAUUCGGAACACAAAAUCAUUUUACUGUUAAUCAGCCAAACUCUCACGUGGAAAUAAACCGUUUUCCGUCAUUAAGCGAUAAUGUUUUCGAACAAUAUAAAAGCCCUGGUGUUUCUUUUAUUAUUCCAAAAGGGAAAAACGGGCAAGAUGAAUAUAGCAGAAAUUUGGUACCACCACCACCCUCUAGAAAUUUAGCAGUAGAGAAGGAAAAGUUGAAGAAUGCAAAGAUUCCUAAGUUUAAGGAUAGUACGGCAGCAGUAUCCGAACCUGUAUUGGAGUUUCACGAAAAUUAUGCUGUGAAGCCACAAAUACAAGACAAUUUAGUACACGCACCAGUAGUAAACUACGACCAGACUUUUGGUUUACAAAAGCCAUUUAAAAUUAAACAUCCUGCUGCAAUCGAUGUUGAAGUUACCAAAGAAAAUUUGAAAGUGUAUCAUAAUAUUUUACCAAAUAGAUUCAAGACAGGUAAAUGGCAAGAUAAUCCUAAUCCUUUCACAUUUAGCUAUCUUAAACCAGGAGAUCAACCAGGUGCUCACAGUCACAGACAUCAACAGCCAAUUGGACCUCAAAUAACAAACGAACCGAUCGUUGAACUUAAUCUUCCUCCUUUCCUCCCUACUCCUUACAGACCCGAUCCAGCUUAUCCCACCUCUCCAACCCAAAGCGAAGCUUCCACGGUAUUUUCACAAGUGAGCAAGAAAAUGAAUAAAUUUAAAAAUGCAGCACUGAAUAACAAUCCAUUAUUUUUUGAUAUUAAAGAAGUCUCGACGCAUUAUCCAAUUCUAGGAAGACCUGCAUUUGUACAAGAACAAACUGAGAGUCCCAUUAAUGAUAACGAAAUAGGAAACGAGGUGACUACUCAACGAGAAGAAAGCACUACAAAGAAAAGAAGAAGGAGACCUCAACCAAGGAGACCAACACCAUCCACUUCUACUACAACAACGACAGAAGAACCGCCAGCGACCGAAGCGUACAUGCCAGUAAAUGUAAACGAAGAACUGCCAGUGGAAACAGAAAAACCUCCUCCAAAACGUUUACGUACCAGACCUAAUAGAUAUAGAGUCCCUACGGGAAGUGGUGCCAUAAAUCAAGACAUUCAAGAGAAUCCCGUUCAAUAUAGAACCACUACACCUUCUAGUGAAAAUGAAGAAAAUAGUGGAGAAAAGAAAGUUAGAGGAAGAAAUCGGUAUAGGCAAAGAGGGAGCGGAAUUAAAGACCCUAGUGACGUAAGAAGUUCCGUAUAUCGUAAACGAACCAGACCAACAACAACAACCUCGAAACCAGCAAAUCACAAAAUGGUUAACUCAGAAUACAACGAACCAGCCGAAAACAAUGGAUUCAGAUCAAAAUACUUCUACCACUCUGAUUUAGAGACAACACCUAAACCUCAAAGAAUUGUUGACUACGAAGAAGCCAUCAUGAGCUACGAAGAUAAAAGCGAAGUUAGCUAUGAGAGUACGUCCAGUGACAACUUAAUUGAAGACAUUAGAUAUAAGGGAUUAAGAACUACGAUAACUCCUGAAGAAACUACUGUGUUAAAUAUUCGUAACCCAGAAAAUGAAAUCGAUGCUGUUACGGUUCCUCCACAAUAUCAGACUGAGGAAGAACAAAUAGUGGAUACAACAGUAGCUACGACGAUUCCUACAACUACCACAACGGAAGCGCAAACCACUACAAAAAUAAGCAGGAUUAAAACAAGGCCUACCAAUUUCAAAACAUCCAACAGGCCCAGGUUUAGUGUAAAGGAUUAUAGGCAGCGAUUAAAUCAAUUUACAACAAGUACACCAUCUACUACGACUGAUAUUGUGAAAACUACAUCGGAAGGUUCUAGAAUUAGAUUUCCGGCAAGGCUAAGAACAAGACCAACGCAUUCCUCUACAACAACUGCUCCUCCACCCGCAGAGGAAACCACUACGGAAGUAGUAAUACGUAGAAGAUUUAAACCUAAAGAUCCCAGACACUCAACAACAACAGAACUACCAAAUAUCAUUCCAGAGACUAACAUUAAGGCAGUAAAUACAAGGUUAAGACCAUUUGAUCGAUACAAAACAAGUACAGAAGCUAGUCCGAAGGCUAAAGUCUCAAUUAAACCAUCUAUUUACUUAAACAGAAGAAAGCCAUCUAUAAACAUGAGAACUAAGUUAAAUAAACCAGAAGAAUUACCUGUAAAAGAAAAGGAACCCGAAGAAAAACAAGAAGAGGAUAAGGAAGACUCUGAACUUACGACAGAAUACCAGUCUGUUAAAAUAAGUACUCCCAGCGAUGCGCAUCUAACAACACUUGAUGUCAACGAAGAUGACUAUUCGCAGAGAGUAUCUGAUUUAACCUCUUCGUUUAAGAGUGAAUACGAUACUCCUGGGUUAUUCAAAAACGUAGCUCCAGUCAGUAGGAGGGUACCCAACUAUUUUACCAUUUCGACAGAAGAUCCUAUUUUACCAAUUGAAGCGUUCUUCCCGGGCAUCAACGAGAAGGAUAAAGAUACUUGA